AGUGGGUGAGGAAGGAUGCUUCACGGACUGGCGUUCUGCCUGGUGGAACCACUGUAAGGAAGGGCAGUGUUUUUCAGCUGCUGUGAUAAAUGCAGCCGACGGGGCAGUCGCUACUUGAUGCUCACAAAGGUCUUUGUUUUCAAGUUUGUCUUUACCGAAGCCUUUUCUCGUCAUGCCAAGCCAGCAGAAGAAGAUCAUCUUUUGCAUGGCUGGCGUACUGAGCUUUCUCUGUGCUCUUGGAGUGGUGACAGCAGUGGGCACCCCACUGUGGGUUAAAGCCACUAUCCUCUGCAAAACAGGGGCUCUGCUUGUCAACGCGUCAGGGAAGGAGCUGGACAAGUUCAUGGGCGAGAUGCAGUAUGGCCUUUUCCACGGAGAAGGCGUAAGGCAAUGUGGGUUAGGAGCAAGGCCUUUCCGGUUCUCAUCAAGAUCAAUGAAGGAGAGGUACUCUCUGUAUGAGGACAAAGGAGAGACAGCAGUCUUCCCAGAUUUGGUCCAAGCCAUCCCCGUAAGCAUCCACAUCAAUAUUAUUCUCUUCUCCAUGAUUCUUGUCGUCUUAACCAUGGUGGGGACAGCCUUCUUCAUGUACAAUGCUUUUGGCAAGCCCUUUGAAACUCUUCAUGGACCACUGGGGCUCUAUCUGGUCAGCUUCAUUUCAGGCUCCUGUGGCUGUCUUGUCAUGAUAUUGUUUGCCUCUGAAGUGAAAGUCCACCGCCUUUCAGAGAAAAUUGCAAAUUUUAAAGAAGGGACCUAUGCCUACAGAACACAAAACGAAAACUAUACCACCUCAUUCUGGGUUGUUUUCAUUUGCUUUUUUGUUCAUUUUUUGAAUGGGCUCCUGAUACGACUUGCUGGAUUUCAGUUCCCUUUCACAAAAUCUAAAGAAACAGAGACCACUAAUGUAGCUUCAGAUUUAAUGUACUGAAAAGCAAAUAUCUUCAUAAUUUCUCAAUAAGGAUAUGGACUUCCUUUGGCCACUUUUAAUAUGGGUGAUUUCAUCUGUGCAUUUAGACUUCUUAAGUACCAAGCCCUCCUUAUGUUAUGUUUACAGAGCAUGUAGUAAGGAUUCAGGCUGGAAAAUAACAGAAGCAGGAGGAUGGUUUCACUGGGAAGACGUUCUUCCUGAUGGGUAAUGGCCUGCAUAGUUAGUCCAAAGCAGUUGGCUAGAUGGACGGAUGGUUACUCCAUGUCCUUACUGACCGAUAAGAUGCACGUUCUCCCAAGCAGAACUCAACAGGCACAUGACAUACAGUUUUGUAAGACUCCAGGGAGCCUUAACUUACCAGGGACCCCCUGAGUGGACCACGUGGAGCUGGGAUCAAUGCAAAAAGCAAGAGGAAUUUAUUGUUCCAGUGCACUGGGGUUGUCCCAGAUCAACAGUGCUGGCAGCGACCCCCAGCACCUUUUCAGUGAGUUUUUAUACGGUUUCUAGGGGCAGAAUAGAGCAUCAGCAACUAGGCACAAUAUGAUUGAUGGAACAGUGCACCCUUUAAACUGAUUGGUCUUUAAGGAAUGAGGUGACAAGGACUUCCGUUGUCUGAUGGUGGAGGUCCUGUGGAGUGUGUCCCCACACACAGGUCAGUUCCUGUCCUUUAGUCUGAGAAAUGUUAAUUAGCCUCUCCCUUCCAGAGGGGGACGUAUUCCAUGACCUUCCCAAAGUUCUUGAGCUGACCUAUUCAGUUAAAUAAAACAGACGUUAUUUCUAAUUGUCCACAUAGUCACAGAUCCCAGAAAACAGAGGUGAAAUUGGUGUCUUAAACUGACAGUGCACCGAAUCAUUGCAAACCUUCAAGUUCUUUGUAAGUUUGCUUAGAGCAUGAUGUCAUUAUGUCUGGUGGUCAAAACCAGAAAAGUUUAUAAGCAAACAAGCAAGCUAGCAAGAAAGGAAGAAAAAGGAAAGGAAGAAAGGAAGAAAGGAAGAAAGGAAGAAAGGAAGGAAGGAAGGAAGGAAGGAAGGAAGGAAGGAAGGAAGACGGAAAGAAGCAGAUCAAUGGUUUCUUUCCUUAUGCAUCUGAGUUCAUAACAAUGGUACUUACAGUGGACAGAAUCCCUACUAGACAAGUUGGUGAGAGAAACCCACUGGGAACUGUUUCCAGCUUGGUGUCUUUGGCACUAAUGAGCUCCAAAUCAUGAAAAUUCAGAAUUGAGGUGGGAUUGCAGUGUGUCAUGGGAGACAUGAAGCAUGGCCCAAGUCAAAUCUUUCUCCUUGAAUUAUUCACCAAAUGAAUCUGCUGGAGACCAGAGGCCACAAGUGAGCCUGAAACUGACACUCCUUAACUCUCAAUGUGUUACCCUCAGGAAAGAACAAAGGACAAAGACAUUAUGGUGCCCUGGCCACAAACACCAGAGAUCAUAGAGUUUGGAAAUGCUCCAGAAAACCAAUCUGGAACUAGGAAGAUGGCUCAGUUGAUAAAGGGCUGCCUCAAAAGCUUGAGAGCCUGAGUUCAGAUUCCCCAGCACCCAUGAGAAACGCAUGGGUUUCAUACAUGUCUGUGAUCCCAGCACUGGGAAGGCAGAGCUAGGCAAGUCUUAAAGCUCACCAGCAAGCCAAGUCAAACCUAAUCAGUGCACUCCAAGGUCAGUGAGAGACCCUGACUCAAAACAAAAAAACGGAGGUGAUGGAGAAAGGCACCAUCAGCCUCCAUGAACCCCCUCAUGAACACACACAUUUUCAUUUGGGAACAAUUUACAUACAAGGAAGGAGAGACUGCACACCUGAAAUAUAACCAGCUCUGGUGAUGGCCUGCUGGUUACUCUCAGACAUCAGAACAUACUUGCUUUUCUCAGGAUGGAGUCCUUUCACCUUAAUUCAGGACACUGGAAGUUUCUAGAAGCCCACCAGCUAGUCUGUCCAGGAGCUGGUGCAUGCUUUGGUGAUGGGCUAGUAGUGCCCUGACCUGGAGGUCAGACCCUGAAAUUCUCAAGCACAAAAGGCUGUGUUAGGAGGGAAAGGGAGGGAGUUGAAGGCUGGAGGAUGAAUCCCCCUCCUCUGGCCUCCAUCUACCUCUUUCCUCUCUGCUCAGAGGUCUGAAAACUUUCUGUAAUACCAAGCCUUUUUUAAAAAAAAAUUCUGUAGAAAACAA
Messenger RNA from Mus musculus (house mouse), 3083 nucleotides. It is a transcript of the gene Clrn1, whose product is annotated as clarin 1. Gene Ontology annotation, biological process: sensory perception of light stimulus; sensory perception of sound; photoreceptor cell maintenance. Bases 173 to 925 code for a protein of 250 amino acids. Lineage: Eukaryota; Metazoa; Chordata; Mammalia; Rodentia; Muridae. The record is from RefSeq and is marked validated. The transcript is spliced from 4 exons. Gene Ontology annotation, cellular component: plasma membrane; microvillus; membrane.